This is a messenger RNA of Trichoderma aggressivum f. europaeum, 1221 nucleotides long. RefSeq names its product CAZyme family GH71. Bases 1 to 1221 code for a protein of 406 amino acids. Gene Ontology annotation, molecular function: glucan endo-1,3-alpha-glucosidase activity. The transcript is spliced from 2 exons. The record is from RefSeq and is a predicted model, not a curated record. NCBI's taxonomy places the organism in Eukaryota, Fungi, Ascomycota, Sordariomycetes, Hypocreales, Hypocreaceae.
AUGGUUGGAAGCAUGACUCAAGCAGAAGCGGUUCAAGAUGUCAAAGAUGCAAAGGCAGUAGGCUUCGAUGCUUUUGCGCUAAAUACACACGACAUCACGUCUUCUUGGGCACUGAAUGCGUUGGGAUAUCUAUUUGACGCGGCAGAUCAGAACGGCUUCAAGCUGUUUAUCUCGUUUGACAUGAGCUGGCGUGCUAUUACACCCUCGCAGAUUCCGUCUUUUCUGCGCAGCUAUAUUUCUCGUCCGUCGUAUUACACCAUCUCUGGUCGACCGUUUGUCAGCACUUAUGAUGGUGGCUAUAUCUCGAAUUCCGACUGGACGUCAGGAUUUCAACAGCCUCUUGUCUCCCAGGGCAUCACCCCCUACUUCGUUCCCAAUUUUGGUGACUGGAGCGGGUGGCCGAACAACUUCUUUUCGAAUUAUCCCGUCGUUGACGGCGCCUUUAGUUGGGAGUCGGCAUGGCCCGCUCCAGGUACCACUAUCUCUAACGUUUCUAGCAGCGAUGACCAGAAUCUCCUCCAACAGGCACAAGCUGCGAAAAAAAUAUUCAUGAUGCCCGUGUCUAGUUUCCAGUUCAAGUAUCUUGGCUCAGGCCAAGACUGGUAUCGCAUUGGUGAAGUCAACCUACCGCAGCGGUUUGAGCAGGUACUAUCACUGAAACCGGAUCUCGUGGAACUAAUCACAUGGAACGACGCAGGAGAAGGCCAUUAUAUCGGUAACUUCUUCCAGGAACAGAUUGCAGGCUCAACUAUUGGUGACUAUGCCAAUGGCUUCGACCACACUGGAUGGCAGCAACUUGUGACACCUUUUAUUAAGGCAUACAAAUCUGGAGCAGCAACCAGUGGAAGUCAAAUUUUGCCUCCUGGAUCGACGCCAGUCGGUUCACUGUGGUAUCGCACGUUGCUUAAGAGCGCCAGCUGUUCACCGUCGAUUCAGAACUAUCAGCAGGGCCAAGACACGAUUAACUAUGCCGUCUUAUUGCCAUCGAAUGGGUACACGAUCAAAGUGUAUAGCAAUAACAAACAAAUUGGUAGUUUUGCUGGCGCUUCGGGCCUUAACUAUGGUGCUGUUCCUGGGUUGACUGUUGGGAGUGGACAAUACAUACAGGUUGUGAAUAGUGCUGGCUCUGUGGUUGCCUCAGCCACGGGCACAAAGCAAGUAUCGGCUCAGAGCUCCAACGCUACUUGCAAUUGGAACUACGAGGUAGUUGGCCUCUCUUAA